AUGGCUCUGCUCAUCUCCCCGCAUCUGCCCGGGACCGGUGCUGCUGCUGCUGCCUGGCUCCUGCUGGCGCUCAUUCUGACAGGUGAUGCGGCCGCACCGGGUUUUGACAGCUACGGAUUAUCCUACGCCCUGAGGUCUGAGCUUUCUGAAGACACGAUAUUGGUUGCCAAUAACGGGAUCCGCGUGCCUUUCGGGAGAUCCGUUUUUAUUGAUCCGAUUAACGAUUUGGUCAUCCAAGUUCAGCCCGGUGACAGAUGCAGCUUAACAGUUUUGGACAACGACCCUUUGUCCCAAACGCCCGGACACCUGUAUCCGAAAAAGUUUCCCUGUGAAUUCGGCCCCAACGACGUGAAGUAUUCUCACUUCGGCUCCAGGAGUCCGCCGAGGGACCGGGUGAGGUUACAGCUCAGGUAUGACACCCAAACGGACACAAUAAUAAUCCCUUUCAUGAUGGAGGUGGAAGUCAUUUUUACGCAGCUGGAGCUGCUCACCAAAAACAUGCCACUCACUGUGGACAGACUGCUCGGCUCAAGUAACCCCAUUGACGGCAGAGUGUUGGAAUUCACGUUUGAUAGAAGCGCACAGCAGUGCAAAAUCGCCUCCCUCUCCAGUGGCAGCGUGCUCCCCAGGUACGGCAAACUUAUGGACGAGGACCGCCUCGCCACGAUGGUGGACUGCGAUGCUUUUAUCCAAAUGAACAUCCGUUAUCAACACACUUUUACUCUGAAGUCUCCCAACAGGGAUUACAUCCCCAUGCUGGUGGAGUUGCAUGACAAAGAGGGGAAUCUGCUCAAGCAGGAAUUCUUCCAGAUUUUGGUGAGAAUAAAAGAGGGAGAGGACAACACGCCUCCCAAACCCAGCUUUGUUGCCAUGAUGAUGAUGGAAGUGGACCAGUUCGUGAUGACAGCAAUAACCACCGACAUGCUGGCUGCAGAGGAUGUGGAGUCUAAUCCUGAUGAAUUAAUUUUCAACAUCACCUCCCCUCUGUCCUUUGAGGAGGGCUACAUAGUCAGCACCGAUGACAGGAAUUUACCAAUCACCUCCUUUUACCAAGGAGACCUCAAAGAUUUGAAAAUUGCAUAUAAACCUCCUGCUGUGGAUUCAGACACUGAGCGGAUUUUCCAGAUUGAGUUUGAGGUUGUGGACCCAGAGGGGGUCGUGUCAGACCCUUUUGCUUUCAUGAUUGUUGUUAAGCCGAUGAACACCUUAGCCCCUGUGGUCACAAGGAAUACUGGACAGCUGCUGUACGAAGGUCAGUCCAGACCUCUGUCCAGUUCACAGAAUCUGGAAAUCAGUGAUGAGGAUAAUUUAGAAAAAGUCACUAUUACUGUUAUUGAUGGACUGAGGCAUGGCGAGUUAACUGUUUUGGGCUCAAGGAGGAAAUUCUUCACCCCUGCUGACCUCGAUGCUGGAGUGGUCAUCUAUCAGCAUGAUGGUAGUGACACAUACAGUGAUAACAUUAUUUUCAAAAUGACCGAUGGCACAAAUGAAGUAGAGUUCCUGUUUCCGAUCACCGUUGUGCCAACUGAUGACGAGCCUCCCAUUAUCAAUGCUAACAUGGGUUUGGUGAUAUUCAAAAACCAAAUGAUGCCAAUCUCUUCACUUAUACUCAGCGCGGCCGACAUUGACUCAGAAGAUUCCACCAUAAAAUUCACCAUUGAGCAUCCGUUUUCCAUACUUGGCCAGGUGAUGUUACGCCAGUCUGAGGCGCCAGAGGACCCGUCAACCUGGAAGUUCAACACAGAGGAUGAAAUGUAUGAGAAAGUCGUGACUGAGUGGCUGCAGCAGGAUAUUACUGAUGGAAAACUGUUCUACAGGCACAUAGGGCCCCACAGCACUAACAUAAUUUUGGAUCAGUUUUUUUUUAGAGUGCAAGAUGACAAUGACCCCCCAAAUCAGUCAGACCAGACCUCAUUUAUCAUCAAAAUUAUCCCUGUUGAUGACCUCCCACCUGAACUUUACCCCGAAACAACCUUACAAAUGACUGUACACGAGUAUCACCUUACCCACUUCCGGAAAAAAUUCCUCCGUUACACAGAUCUAGACUCAGAGGAUCGGGAUCUCAAAUACACAAUCAUCCAACCACCCACAGACACAGAUGAGAAUAGUCCUAUUGUUUUUGGAGCGCUGGUAUUGACUGAAAAUCCAAACAUUGAAGUCACAACCUUCACCCAGGCUCAAAUUAACCACCACAAAAUAGCUUACAAACCACCAGACCUGGAACUCGGAAUUACUCCUCGUGUUUUACAGUUUAGGUUCACUGUGGAGGAUAUGUCUGAAAACAGUGUGGAGGGAAUUUUUACGAUUCAUUUAAAGCCUGUGGACAACAAACCACCUCAAAUAAAAAACUCUGGCUUUACCGUGCUUGAACGGGGAAGGCAUGUCCUCACUGGAGCUGAGUUGGAUGCCUCAGACACAGACACAGACAGCAACAAAAUAACCUUCACUGUUACACAGCCUCCACUGCACGGGCAGAUCCUGCUCUCAUUCACUUACAUGACCAAAGGACAUAUAUUCACCAUUGAAGAUAUUCAAAAAGGGAUUAUUUCAUACAUCCAUAAUGGAGAUGAAUCAACUUUGGAUUCCAUACAGAUAGAUGUUAGUGAUGGGGUGCACAUUGUGCCUAUAACCAUAAAGAUUACAGUGAAGCCAAUUGAUGACGAGGCGCCAACUAUCAGCCUCCCUGCUGGUACAAUAGGCUCCUACAUAGACGUGCUGGAAAAUGGAGCUACAGAAAUCACAAGUAAUGUCAUUCAGGGAAGAGAUGAGGACACCGAUGACCUCCGUUUAACUUUUAUUGUCGAGGACAAGCCAUCAUUGGGGGAAAUCCUGGUGAAAGGAGUUCCAUCUGGCACGUUCACUCAAGCCGAUAUCAUUAACGGCUUUGUAGUCUAUGUUCAUACCAGUGGAGAAAUUGGCUUGAUCCCAAAGGUGGACUAUUUCAAUCUGACUCUGACGGAUAUGUCCGACGAGUGGACCGUUGGAGGAAAUAAAAUCACAGGUGUGAGAGUGCACGUCACUAUUCUCCCCCUGGACAGCCAGGCUCCGGAGGUCUUUGUGGGGGAACAGUUCACUGUUACUGAGGGGGAGAAAAACGUCAUUCAGAUCCUUCAUAUAAGCGCCAGUGAUGGGGACACCCGCGUCGAUGACCUCCUUUGUACAAUUAUCGUACAGCCAACUUCGGGGUAUGUGGAGAAUAUCUCUCCUGCCCCUGGUUCAGAAAAAUCGAGGUCCGGAACAGCUAUUAGUGCUUUCACUAUUAAGGACAUCAGACAGAAUCACAUUUACUAUGUUCAAAGCAUUCACAAAGGAGUUGAGCCGGUGGAGGACAGGUUUACCCUCAGAUGCUCUGAUGGCAUCAAUUUCUCUGAAAGGCACUUUUUUCCCAUCUCCAUAAUCCCCUCUAAUGAUGAAAGGCCCGAGAUCUACAUGAGAGAGUUUGUCGUUAUGGAGGGCAUGAACAUCAUCAUUGACACUCCCAUUCUGAACGGGGCCGAUGCAGAUCUCCCUUCUGAUCAGCUCACAUUCUUCAUCACCAAACCCCCCAGGCACGGAUUUAUUCUCAAUCAGAUCACCGCUGGCACUUUCCCUCUGUCUAACUUCACCUUGGAUCAGAUCAGGGAGGCCUCCACUAUUGUGUAUGAGCACGAUGGCUCUGAAACCACAGAGGACAGCUUUGACAUUCUCCUCACAGACGGAAAGUUCAAUGUAGAGAAAACGGUAGUAGUCAUGAUUAUCCCAGUGGACGAUGAAACCCCGAGGAUGGCCAUCAACAACGGCCUUGAGAUAGAGAUAGGUGAGGUUAAAGUCGUCGACAAUAAUGUUUUAAAAGCUACUGAUCUGGACUCUGAAGACAGCAUGCUGACUUAUAUUAUUAAAUAUGGACCUGGUCAGGGCUUUUUGCAGAGAACAACCCCUUCUGGGACGUUACAAAAUAUCACAGUUGGGAUGAAUUUUACACAGAGUGAAGUAGAUCAGGAUUUGAUUGUUUACAUCCAUAAUGGUCAAGAGGGAAUCCGUGACCUCUUUAAAUUUGAUGUGACAGAUGGCAUCAACCCUUUGAUUGACAGAUAUUUCUACAUUACAAUUGGUGGCAUUGACAUGGUUUUCCCAGAUGUGGUCAGUAAAGGGGUGUCCCUUAAAGAGGGUGGAAGGGUGACCUUAACAACGGACCUUCUCAGGACGACUGACCUCAACAGCCCAGAUGAACACUUGGUUUUCACAAUCACUCGCGCUCCGAUAAGAGGACACCUGGAAUGCACAGAUACACCCGGCAUGCCCAUCUCGUCCUUUACACAGCUCCAGCUGGCCGGCAACAAAAUAUUUUACAUACACACUGCUGAUGAUGAGGUGAAAAUGGAUAGCUUCGAAUUUGAAGUAACUGAUGGCUACAAUCCCGUGUUCCGCACCUUCCGCAUCUCCAUCACUGAUGUUGACAACAAAAAGCCCGUAGUGACCAUCCACAGCCUGGUGGUGACAGAGGGGGAGAAUAAACUCAUCACGCCUUUUGAGCUAACAGUCGAGGACAGAGACACUGCGGACCGACUUUUAAAAUUCACAGUUACUCAGAUCCCAGUUCAUGGACGCCUGCUGUUUAACAACACCCGGCCCGUUACCUCCUUCACAAAGCAGGACCUGAAUGAGAACCUGAUCAGCUACAGACACGACGGCACAGAGAGUCCGGAGGACAGCUUUUCCUUCACUGUGACUGAUGGCACCCACACAGAUUUCUACGUCUUCCCUGACACUGUGUUUGAGACUCGAAAACCCCAAGUGAUGAAGAUCGCUGUUCUCUCUGUGGAUAACGGGGUGCCUCAGAUUAUAGUGAACAAAGGUGCUCCAACCCUGCGUGUUCUGGAAACGGGUCACCUGGGGUUCGUGAUCACCGGUAAGAGCCUGAAAGCGGAGGAUCGAGACAGCAGCCAGCUCUCUGUAAGCUUCAGGAUAACAGUAGCCCCAGAACACGGUUACAUGAUUAACCUGGGCAGAGGAAAUGCCACCAUCACCAGCUUCACACAGGCUGAGAUUAAUGAUAUGAAAAUAUGCUAUGUUCUGAGGGACGGUGACAAUGCCACAAGUGACAUCUUUCAUUUCACUAUUGAGGAUAAUGGUGGAAAUAAACUUAGAAACCAACAGUUCAGACUGAACUGGGCUUGGAUUUUUCUGGAAAAGGAAUACUAUGUGGUGGAUGAGGAGGUGAAGUUCCUGGAGGUGGUACUCAAACGCCGCGGCUUCCUGGGGGAAACUUCGUUUGUCAGUAUCGGCACAAAGGAUGGCACUGCGAAAAAGGACAAAGAUUUCCGCGGGAAGUCUCAGAAACAGGUGCAGUUCAACCCAGGCCAGACCACCGCCACCUGGAGGGUCAGGAUACUGUCAGACGGAGAAUAUGAGGUGUCAGAGACAUUCCAAAUUGUUCUGUCUGAGCCGGUAAUGGCGGCUCUUGAGUUCCCUGAGGUGGCGACUGUGGAGAUCUUGGACCCCGGUGAUGAGUCAACAGUGUUUAUACCCUCGGCUGUGUACAACAUAGAGGAGGACAUCGGUGAGCUGCUUAUCCCUGUGCGCAGGAGUGGAGAUGUCAGCCAGGAGCUCAUGGUCAUCUGCUACACACAGCAAGAUUCAGCCACAGGCACUGUCCCCACCACAGUGCUGUCCUACUCUGAUUAUAUCUCCAGGCCCGAGGACCACCACAGCCUCCUGCGCUUUGACAAGGGGGAAACAGAGAAACCCUGCCGGGUUGUGAUCAUCGAUGACUCCCUGUAUGAAGAUGAAGAAAGCUUCAAUGUCACCCUCAGCAUGCCCAUGGGGGGCCGCCUGGGCUUAGAGUUUCCAACAGCCAGAAUCGUAAUCAUUCCAGAUAUGGAUGACGAACCCGUUUUCUACUUUGGCAACACCGAAUACCAUGUGGAUGAAAGCGAUGGCGUUUUGGAGGUGCAGGUGUGGAGGACAGGGACUGAUCUUUCCAAAGGGGGAACCGUCACAGUGCGCUCCAAAAAGACGGAUCCUGUCUCAGCCGAGGCCGGCCUGGAUUAUGUGGGGAUCAGCCGGAAUCUGGACUUUGCACCGGGGGUCACCAUGCAGACGUUCCGCGUAACAAUCCUGGACGAUCUUGGUCAGCCGGUUCUGGAAGGACCAGAGAGGUUCGAACUGGUGCUGCGAAUGCCUAUGAAUGGGAUCCUUGGAGAGCCAAGCAAGACCACCAUCUUUAUUAAUGACUCAGUCUCUGACUGUGAGUAA
Molecule: messenger RNA, 6234 nt
Organism: Menidia menidia (Atlantic silverside)
Lineage: Eukaryota; Metazoa; Chordata; Actinopteri; Atheriniformes; Atherinopsidae
Source: the annotation of a GenBank genome assembly